UAGUAGUUACACUACCGUUGCCGAUAGAUGACAGAACAAUAUACAUGUGAAGUCUUAUGCGCCGAAUUGCAAACUUAUAGGAAUGAGUUAUUGACAUAUGCGAAAGUAGGCUAAGUAAAGCAAAGUGCAAUUUAAUAUUUCUUGUAGACUAUUAUUUUUUUCUGUCGUCUUGAGACUCGCCUGGCCAGAACCAGAACCAGUAAUUCACGGAAUGCCGGUGUGAGGGCUAUCACAAUGCACUCUUACUACUCAGGUGUAAAACAACUGCAGUUGUGAUUACUCAUCGCAUCAUAAUACAUACGUAAUUGAAGUGUUGCAUGAAAGAUACAACAGUAACCCUUUUGUUUCUCAAUUGUACCUACCUGAUGCAGGUUUCUGUAUAUCCGCCAAUUAAUUUUUUUAUUUCAAAUUCAAUGGCAACUCUUACCUCAGCUCUUAAUAUUCCAGGCGCUGUAAUAAAUAUAAUAGAUUAUAAUUUUAUUUACAUGCUAUAAAUCCUUCAGUAAGUCUUGAUUUGUGCCUAUUCUAGCAGUUGGAAACUAUCCAAUUGUGUUGUACACAGUAUCCCAGACUUCUGAAACUGCUCCAUAAAAAUUAGAUAACCUUAACCUCGAGAAAAUCAAAGGUUACUCGCAUUGGGCUGAACAGAAAUCUGGAUGGGAGACAUAAAAAUAAUGCCUGAUGAACAGAAAUUGGUAUAUUUGUUAAUAAUCCUCAUACAGAUAAGUUCAAUAACAAGUUUUGAGCCCUUUACUGUUAUCAGUGCGAGCAUUUUAGCAGGAUCAGCUAUAUAUGGAGGCUAUAAUAAAUAUGUUUGUCACUUUAAUGAGUGCUGUGACAGUUCUUGGAUACCAUACAAUUUUACAAUGUUGGAAACAUCUUUACAAGAGCAUCUGUUUGGUCAGCAUCUUGCAUAUAAUAUUGUUGUGAGAGCUUUAAAAGCCCAUAUCAGGGAACAUUCAAGCCCUAAAAAAGCUUUGGCUUUUAGUUUCCAUGGUAUGUCAGGAAGUGGAAAAACUUUUGUCAGCCAGUUUAUCAUAAACAGUUUGUAUAAAUUGGGACUUCAAAGCAAAUAUGCACAUUUCUUUGCUGGAAGAAGUAAUUUCCCUAUGGAGAGUAAAGUUGACACAUACAAGAUGGAACUAACUGAAUUGAUCAGAGGAAAAGUGACUGAAUGUGAGAGAUCAUUAUUUGUUUUUGAUGAGGUUGACAAAAUUCCAAAAGGAGUGCUGGAUGCUGUUAAACCUUUCUUGGACUAUCAUGAACAAAUAAAUGGGGUAGAUUUCAGGAAGGCGAUAUUCAUCUUCCUGUCUAAUACAGGAAGCCAAGUUAUUGUUGAAAGGCUAAUGAAGAUGUGGGAGAAUGGAACAAAGAGAGGAGACAUUCAACUUGGGGACUUCGAAAAUUUAAUCAGAACAGGAGCUUUUAAUGAAAAGGGGGGCUUGCACAAGAGUGAGACCAUAGAGAACCACCUUAUUGAUCACUAUGUACCAUUUCUACCACUGGAAGAGGUCCAUGUAAGGCAGUGCAUUGAAGCAGAAUUCCAUCGUAGAGGGAAGAGAUUUCCACAUGAAGAACAUAUCAAAGAGGUGUUACGUUAUUUGACAUUUGGACCAGAACCACAUAAGCUAUUCUCCAAUUCUGGCUGCAAACGAAUUAUUCCAAAAGUAGCUGCUGUGAUGGAACUACUAGACAUUUAAUGGAGAGUGAUACAGAUGUUAAUGAAGGAAACAUUAUCUUCAGAGGAUUUUACAGCAAGUAUUUAACAAAUUCAGUAUCUGAAACCAAAUUAAAAUUGUAAUUUUGUAUUGUGAUAAAGAGGAAGAAACAAUAAGAUACUUCUCAUGUGAAGCAGACAUUCACUUCUGCCAUAUUCCUUCAUAUGACAAACUAUCACUCUUCCACAACAGCUGACAUGAAGGUACUCACUGAAAAUAAUUGUAUAAACACCACCUUUAGCCAUGUUAUCAAUGUAAUGUAUAAUGGCACAUGGAAUUAUAAAUUCAUAAGCCAUUUAGACAGUUAAAGUGCAGUGUACCUGAAAUAUAGAGCUGGUCCAUUUAUUUUCA
This is a messenger RNA of Zootermopsis nevadensis, 2069 nucleotides long. The record is from RefSeq and is a predicted model, not a curated record. Lineage: Eukaryota; Metazoa; Arthropoda; Insecta; Blattodea; Termopsidae.